Molecule: messenger RNA, 2140 nt
Organism: Vicia villosa (hairy vetch)
Lineage: Eukaryota; Viridiplantae; Streptophyta; Magnoliopsida; Fabales; Fabaceae
Product: casein kinase 1-like protein 6
Exons: 14
Coding region: 472-1854 (460 amino acids)
Biological process (GO): peptidyl-serine phosphorylation; signal transduction; endocytosis
Cellular component (GO): cytoplasm; nucleus
Molecular function (GO): ATP binding; protein serine/threonine kinase activity
Source: RefSeq, a predicted model, not a curated record
UUUGUCAUUGAGUUUCUCUCUCUUGUUUCUCUCUCUUCACACCAAACCAGACCCACUUCCUCCGUUCAUCUCCAUACAUUGUGAUUUGCGAAACUACUUUUGUCUGUUCCUCUUUGAUCCAACCAAAAAUAUUUCAUUUUUUUUUGUCUCUCCUUUUUUUGUGCCCUUUGUGAUUUUUGGCCUUAAGUAUUCUACCAUGAUGAUUUGGGUUCUUUGGGGUGAAGGAAUGUAGUUGGAGAAGGUGAUUCUUUUUUGAAUAAAUAAAUCCUCAUUCUUGAGGUUGUUUCAAAUUUUUUAAAUUUGAUUCAUUCUCAUUAUCAUUAUCUUUAUUAUUAUUACCCCCAAUUGUUUUGAAAUUUAACCUGAUUACUAGAUUGUGGUGAAUCAAUUUGGUCCUUUUUCCUUCCUUUGUUUGGAUUUCUCCACAAUCAAGGGCUGAAUUGUGAUUGAAUUUGAAGGUGAUUUUAUAUCAUGGAUCAUGUGAUUGGUGGGAAGUUUAAACUAGGAAGGAAAAUUGGGAGUGGCUCUUUUGGAGAGCUCUAUUUAGCUGUUAAUAUACAAUCUGGAGAGGAGGUGGCUGUUAAGCUGGAAUCUGUGAAGACCAGGCAUCCACAGCUUCACUAUGAGUCAAAAUUGUAUAUGCUUCUUCAAGGAGGAACGGGGAUUCCCCACCUCAAAUGGUUUGGAGUUGAGGGAGAGUAUAAUGUCAUGGUUAUUGAUCUUCUUGGACCAAGUCUUGAAGAUUUAUUCAAUUAUUGUAACCGGAAAUUUACAUUGAAGUCAGUGUUGAUGCUUGCUGAUCAAUUAAUUAAUAGAGUUGAAUACAUGCAUUCACGAGGCUUUCUUCACCGGGACAUAAAGCCAGACAAUUUUUUGAUGGGCCUCGGACGUAAAGCAAAUCAAGUGUACGCCAUUGACUACGGCCUUGCGAAAAAAUAUAGGGAUCUUCAGACUCACAGGCACAUACCAUACAGGGAAAACAAGAACCUUACAGGCACAGCACGCUAUGCAAGUGUCAACACUCAUCUUGGAAUCGAACAAAGCAGAAGGGAUGAUCUGGAAUCCCUUGGUUAUGUGCUCAUGUAUUUCUUAAGAGGAAGUCUUCCCUGGCAGGGACUGAAGGCUGGAAACAAAAAACAAAAAUACGACAAAAUCAGUGAGACAAAGGUGUCAACUCCGAUAGAGGUGCUCUGUAAAUCAUAUCCCUCUGAGUUUGUAUCAUACUUCCACUAUUGCCGAUCAUUGAGGUUUGAGGACAAGCCAGAUUAUUCAUAUUUAAAGAGACUUUUCCGAGAUCUAUUUAUCCGAGAAGGCUAUCAAUUUGACUAUGUUUUUGACUGGACUGUAUUGAAAUAUCCACAAGUUGGUAGCAGCAGCUCUAGAGGACGGCAUGGCAAUGGCAAGGCAGCUAUGCAAGCAGCUACACCUGCACACAGACCGGAAAGGAUCCAAGUUGGGAGAGAGAUUCGAGAGAAGUUAUCCGGUGCUGUUGAAGCAUUCUCCUCCCAUAGGAACCGCCCAAGUUCUACUCCUCAUCAUCAUCACGGUGAACAUGCCAGACAUAGGACUUAUGACGAGGCAGCAAUGCAUAAGGAGAUGCACUAUGCCCAACACAAUACAACACGAUAUGGCAGCAAUUCGAAAAGAGCAAUGGUAUCAUCAUCAAACAGGACGAAUUCCUCAGGCGACUAUACUGCCAGGAUAGCCUCAAGUGGUGGGGGCCGUCCAUCCGCUGCACAUAGAGUUCAACCUGUUUACGAGACCAGACAAGCAGCUUUUGCGCGCAAUGGAUCUUUGAGAGGCCACCGUGAUGAUCCUCUGAGGAACUUUGAGCUCCUCGCUAUCAGGAAGUAAUCUCAAGGGUCUCAUUUUGUUAUCAUUUCUAAAUUUCACCUGAGAUUUCAAGAAGCCUUAUGAGGUCAUGGAUAAUACUGAAUUACCUAUGAGGUCACAAUGACAUGACCUGUGACCUCUCGAUAUCAUUUCUGGAUCCCCCCGGAUUGCUUCAGAAGAUUUCUCUCAGCAACUGUAAUGUGUUCUUAUAACAUGUCGAAGAUGUAAUUCAAAGAAAAGAUUCUUUAAUUAUAAAUAAGUAUUGUACUGGAUGAAAGUUUUGUGAUAACAAUGUUACUGUUUUUUU